AGUUCCUGGAGAGGGUCCCGGACCCGGUCGAGGGGGAGGCGGAGGGACCCCGGGGUCCGCCCCGCUCGGCUGCCUCUGGCCUUUCAACCAGUUAUCUUGGACUACCAUUAGCUGCCACAGGAGAUUGCAAAAUACCCAGCUGGGGAGGACCUCUUGGGAAUAACAUGCUUGGAACAAGUAAUACCAAUCUCACUUCCACAAGCACAGUGAUCUACCAGCUGAAAAUUCUGCUAAAGAGUGGACACAAUCUGGCAGUACGGGAUCGUGGAGGUACCAGUGAUCCAUAUGUGAAGUUCAAAAUAGCAGGAAAAGAGGUUUUCAGGAGCAAAACCAUUCACAAGAACCUCAACCCAGUGUGGAAUGAGGAAACCACUCUUCUAAUUGAAAACAUUGCAGAGCCCUUGUACGUAAAGGUCUAUGAUUAUGACUUUGGUUUACAAGAUGACUUCAUGGGAUCAGCCUAUCUGGAUCUAAGCAAACUGGAAUUGAAAAGACUCACUGAUGUUACUUUAAACCUGAAGGACCCGAGCUAUCCUACUCAAGCUCUGGGGAGCCUGUUCAUGACAGUUAUCUUGGUUUCCAGAGAAAUUGAUCUGAAAAACACUACAUCAAUGACCACAAGUCAUCAAUGGAAGUCUUACAAGGCCACAAGCAUGCUUCCGAACAUAUCUUGGCAAACAUCAUGUAAGGCUGAGAAUAUCCGCUUACUGCAGGCGUACAAAAAGGACCAGCUCUGGAAGGGAAUUGUUGGGAUCACUCUCGUGAAGGGACAGAACCUCAAGUCUAUGGAUCCAAAUGGACUCAGUGAUCCUUAUGUAAAAUUCAAACUGGGAUGUCAGAAAUACAAGAGUAAGACUGUAUUAAAAUCUCUGAAUCCUGAGUGGCGGGAACACUUUGAUUUCUUACUGGGUGAUGAAAAGGAAGAGAUUGUAGAAAUCACUGUGUGGGACAAGGAUUCCAGGAAGAAAGACGACUUCAUCGGGAGGUGUCAAAUUAAUUUAUCGGGCCUCAGUCGGGAGCAUACUCACAAACUGGAGCUUAAUCUGUCUGAAGGCAAUGGCCGCUUGGUGCUGCUUCUUACUCUGACAGCAUCGCCUCCAGUCGAUAUUGCCGAUACAUCUGUCUCCAAAUUGGAGGAAGAGCAGCAACACAAGGCAAUAAGGCGACGAUAUUCCUUAUCAAAAUCCUUCUUCAAUCUGAGGGACAUCGGAUUUGCCAGUGUAAAGAUCAUCAGGGCAGAAGGGUUAAUGGUGGCCGAUGUCAUAGGGAGCAGUGACCCAUUUUGUGUGAUUGAACUGAACAACGACAGACUUCAGACGCAUACAAUCCAUAGGAGUCUCAACCCGAUAUGGAAUAAAGUCUUCACUUUCAACAUUAAGGACAUUCACUCCGCUCUGGAACUGACAGUUUAUGAUGAAGAUCGGGAUCGGACAGCUGAUUUCCUGGGCAAAGUUGCCAUACCUUUGUUAUCUAUUCAAAAUGGUGAAGAGAGAGCCUACGUCUUGAAAAACAAGAACCUGACAGGGCCAACAAAGGGGGUCAUCUAUCUUGAAAUGGAAGUGAUUUUUAAUGUUAUAAAGGCCAGCAUAAGAACGAUAACUCCUAAAGAAGAGAAAUACAUUGAAGAGGAGCAAAGAAUCUCAAAAGAGCUGCUGCAGAAACAUUAUUACCGUGUUAAGCGGUGCCUCCUGGUUAUCAUAAACACUGGGCGCUUUCUCAACAGCUGCUUUGACUGGGAAUCACCACAGAGGAGUCUCACAGCUUUUCUGAUCUUUCUUGUUCUAGUUUGGAACUUUGAACUCUAUAUGAUCCCACUUAUCAUACUCCUGCUCAUGGUCUACAACUAUGCUUUAUUGGCAAUGGGAAAGGACAACAGAACGAUCUCUAUGCAAGAAUUAGAGGAGAACUUGAUGGAGUAUGAGGAAGAUGAUGGUGUCAAAGUUGACAAGGAGACGGAAAGAAAAGGGUUGAUAGAUAAAUUAUAUGCCAUCCAGGAUAUCUGUGUAACUGUCCAGAAUGGCCUGGAUGAAGCCGCUUCUCUUUAUGAAAGAGUAAAAAAUACCUUCAACUGGACUGUUCCAUUCCUGAGUUGGUUGGCCGUAUUUGUCCUUACAGUUGGCACCUUACUUAUUUAUUUCGUUCCACUGAGAUAUGUUAUUCUUAUCUGGGGUAUCCACAAAUUCACAAAGAAACUUCGCAAUCCAUAUCUCAUUGAUAACAACGAGCUGUUGGACUUUCUCUCCAGAGUUCACUCCGAUGUGCAAGUGGUGCAGUAUCAGGAGCUGCAAGAAGAUUCAAGUCAGACUUCCAGCUACCACCUGAUUUCAAAGAAGAAAAACAACUCAACCUAGCCAUCCCCCUCAACCACAGCUAAGCAUCUGCUUUCUGAAGAUUAGAAAGGGAUCAGCCACGAGAGCGCCAUUUCCUUUCGUUACUUGGUUAUUUAUUUUGAUUUUUCUAAUUCAAUACAGCAUCUGUAAAUGUUGUACAAUAUUGCAUUCUCUACAUUGUUUGAAAAUGUACACACUGCUUAUUGUUGUAUAAAGCAUUUUUGUUACUUUUUUAAAAUUAUGUUCUCAUGAUAUUAAAGCUGUGCAGAACUUGCCUAAUGCCUGGAUCUUCAUGAAAUAUAAAUCAUAGAUGGCAAAUAUUCACAAACUGUCCAUUGAAAAAUACUCCAGUGCAAGAAACACAGUGUGCCAUCACAAAUUUUGAGAUUUUUAUUCAAAACAAAGUAUUUAAUCCAUUAGUAAAGGGUUCAAUGUUAAAUAAUAAGAUUUAACUGCAAUACAUAUGAACAAUAUCUGAAUUGAGUUUCUUUCUCCUUUUGCUUAACACAAAUCCUUUAUUUAUAUGUCCAUCUGCAAAGUUAACAUUUUUCUAAUGGCACUACAGAUGAAAAGUACAAUUUUAUUUUUUAAAGGUAUUUGUGGAAUUCUGGCACUACAUAAGUGACAUUUUUCGUAUUGUAUGUGUAAGGAAUAGUGCAGAGUCAAGAUAAGUGGUCGUUCUUUCUACAAAUAUUGCUGUGUUUAGGCUGCUGGAAGCAAAGUAACGUUGCUUCCAGCAGUACAGCCAUGUGAAAUUUGGGAAGCCUAAUUUAUACCUAUCACUCUUAUUAGGGCUGUGAUCACAUGCACGGAACUAUGCAGUUGAUUGUUCAUUUUCUGCUGUUAUUAAAGAGCUGGUUGUCUGAAAUAUGGGAAAGGAUAUCUGAUAUUGGAUUGAACCUGCUGUCUUUAUACCACAGUGGUCCACUUCUACAACUCAGAUAUUUCAGGUAACACCCGGAACAGGGUUCCAACAUGUUUCCCACUGGAUCAACUUUGAUUUAUAACUAUGCAUUACACAACAAUUCUUUACCAAAAUCACACCAAUUGUCCAAACGUGUAUGGUAUAAAUGCACCAUUAUGUUAAUCUGGGUUUGAAUUGAGACAUUUGUUUUUCAUUUACAUCAUAAAAUAUGUGUGGCACACAGAUCAGCCGAUCUUUUUGCUUGCAUAUAAAGUAUGAUUUUUUUAGGCAAAAGAGAGAAUUGGCUUACUUUCUGGAAUUUUAUCCAGCCUAACUAUUCCAGUGCAAGAGGCAUCUCUUUGGCAAAACAUAUAACGGCAACUGAAUUCACCUCACUUGAGUGCUCAUGGCAUGCAAUCUAGACAAACUCUAACCAUUGUGUUUGAAAAGAAAUUAUUUUUAAAUUGUUAAAAUUCCAAUUGCAGCUUUGAUGUUGGUUAAAUCUAUAAAAAUCUUGUAGUAUGUGAAUAUAUGCUGCAUAUUGCAAUAUGCAUUUUGGACUAAAUUUAAUAUUGCGUCUAUCCCAGGAUAUGGUUGUGUGUCUUGAACUUAAUCUGCAAAAAUGAGCUAAGCACUAUAAUGAGUGUUUCAUGGCAAAUCAUCAAAAGAGAAUUGCAUCUAUGUGAAGCAUGAUGAUAGUUUUGCAAAACAUUUGUAAUUUAUCUUUUGUCUUAAAGAUAUUCUGCUGCCAAAUAUAUUUACAGACACUA
Callorhinchus milii (elephant shark) is the source of this 4004-nucleotide messenger RNA. RefSeq names its product multiple C2 domains, transmembrane 1a (gene mctp1a). Gene Ontology annotation, molecular function: calcium ion binding. The record is from RefSeq and is a predicted model, not a curated record. The transcript is spliced from 23 exons. Bases 165 to 2351 code for a protein of 728 amino acids. Gene Ontology annotation, cellular component: synaptic vesicle membrane. Gene Ontology annotation, biological process: regulation of neurotransmitter secretion. NCBI's taxonomy places the organism in Eukaryota, Metazoa, Chordata, Chondrichthyes, Chimaeriformes, Callorhinchidae.